AUGAGGUUGACGGCGUUGCUGUCCAUGGCCGCCCGGGUGGUAGUGCCCAAGAACUACCGUUACGGGAGCAGUAGGCCGUGGACCGUGGCUGCCAAGCGCCGUAAUCCGCCGGGCAAGACUAGAAACAAAGUGUUCGUGGAGCCGAUCGCGGACGAGGACUGGACUGUGCUCCGAGGGGACACUGUGGAGAUUUUGUCCGGAAAGGACAAAGGCAAACAGGGGAAGGUCACCCAAGUCUUCAGGCGCAGAAACUGGGUCAUACUUGAGGGUCUCAACACACAUUACAGAUAUAUUGGUAAAACUGAAGGCUACCGUGGGACGUACAUCGCCAGCGAAGCCCCCAUCUUGGUGCGGGACGUCGGCCUCGUCGACCCUGCAGACAGGAAGCCAACAGAGGUGGAGUGGAGGUUUACAGAAGAGGGUGAGAGGGUGCGAGUAUCGGUCCGGACUGGUCGCAUCAUCCCCAAACCGCUGUUUGAGAGACGUGACGGCAUUGUGCCUCAACAGUGGAAAGAUGGUCCCAAAGACACCAGCCCAGAGGACACGUUGGAGAAGACCUACACGCCCUCCUUGAAGACCCUGGAGGAGGAGGUAAUGGAGAAAAUGGGCAUCCAAGAGCACAGGAGGCACCAGCGCUCCUACUGGUACUGA
Molecule: messenger RNA, 651 nt
Organism: Nerophis lumbriciformis (worm pipefish)
Lineage: Eukaryota; Metazoa; Chordata; Actinopteri; Syngnathiformes; Syngnathidae
Source: RefSeq, a predicted model, not a curated record